This is a messenger RNA of Candidula unifasciata, 900 nucleotides long. The record is from the annotation of a GenBank genome assembly. NCBI's taxonomy places the organism in Eukaryota, Metazoa, Mollusca, Gastropoda, Stylommatophora, Geomitridae.
AUGGAGAUGCUGGAACAGGCAUUGGAUUCCAGCCAAGAUAAAAGUAAUGAUUCUGCAGAUGAACUGCGCCUUUCUGCUGGAGUUGAUACAGAUCUGGAUCAUGCAGACGAGCAGGCAGCAGCCAUAGCUAGUGUUCAGCAUCAGCAAGGAACCAUCACACUUGACCCCACGCUGCAGUACCACAUCAGAGCAGACAACAAUGCAGGUCAGGUCACCUACAGAGUUGUCCAGGUAGCUCAUGAUGGUUCAGACGUUUCUCAGGUGGUUACAGGUGCAACAGCUUUUGCUGGCCAACAGACAGUCAUUCAGAGUCCCUUUAGUAAUGGUGGCAGCCCCACUGCUGAUGCCCAGGAGACCCGGUUUACCUACUUUCCUACAUCUGCAGCAGGCGAUGGGACUGUUGUCACAGCACAGGGUUCAGACCCUGUUGCCGCUGGAGCUUUAGGUCAGUUCUAUGUGAUGAUGUCACCUCAAGAUGUUUUACAAGGCCAGAGGCAGAUUGCCCCAAGAACCUCAUUCUCCCCGAAAUUAGAAGGAGUUAGAUCUGUACGAGACGAUAGGAGACGAGCCACACAUAAUGAAGUUGAAAGACGCAGACGGGAUAAGAUAAAUAACUGGAUAGUCCAGCUUUCAAAACUGGUUCCUGAUUGUGCGCAGGAACCCAUCAAACAGACCCAAGCAAGCAAAGGAGGUAUUUUAUCCAAAGCCUGUGAUUAUAUUCAAGAACUGAGAACAACCAACAAUCGGCUAGCAGAGAGCCUGAAGGAUGUUGAGCGUCUGCAUAUAGACAAUGAAUUGCUAAGGCAGCAAUGUGAAGAACUGAAAAAUGAAAAUGCUAUUUUGAGGUCACAUUUGCAGCAGCAUGGAAUUGUGGUAGAUAUGGGUUCGGGACCAUCAUAA